This is a messenger RNA of Porites lobata, 421 nucleotides long. NCBI's taxonomy places the organism in Eukaryota, Metazoa, Cnidaria, Anthozoa, Scleractinia, Poritidae. The record is from the annotation of a GenBank genome assembly.
UUUUUAAUUUUCAUUGGUGAUUUGCCUGAAGUAGUAAUGCCUGGAAACUGUGUGUCAUUAUAUGCUGACGACUGCAAAACAUCCAGGAUUAUUAACUGUCCAGCUGAUCAUUCCGUAUUUCAGUCAGGGCCCAGUUGUUCGAACGCUGGUUAGCGCUAACCCGGGGUUAAAUUUAAACCCAGGUUUCUUUUUCUUUUUAUCAAAAGCACACUGUCGGAUAAUUUUCUCUUUUCUUUUUAGAGUAUCCAGUCAUCAAAUUGUAGGCAAAGAGAAUAAACUGAAUUUGCUUUUUAAGCUCUCAUAUCCGAGUGGGUUACCUUAACCCAGCUUCGAACAACCCGGCCCAGAUCUCGACAAUUUAUAUUCAUGGAGUCAACAAAACCUUAGGCAGUUUGACGUGAAGAAAUGUAAACUAAUGUAA